Molecule: messenger RNA, 6912 nt
Organism: Drosophila ficusphila
Lineage: Eukaryota; Metazoa; Arthropoda; Insecta; Diptera; Drosophilidae
Gene: cpo
Product: protein couch potato
Exons: 11
Molecular function (GO): mRNA binding
Source: RefSeq, a predicted model, not a curated record
UUCGUCAAAAUAGCCAACUACCAGGACCUGUUGGGCAGCCAUCAUCAACUGCUCAUAGCCGCCACCGCCGCCGCCGCCGCUGCAGCAGCCGCCGAACCGCAACUGCAACUGCAACACCUGUUGCCAGUAGCGCCGACGACGACGAUCAGCAGCAACCAAGGCAACAACCCUCUUGGUUCGAUUAUCACUCCGAUCAAUCAGAUCAACAGCAACGUAAGCCCAGGCAGCAACCACAACAACAGCAGCAACAACAACAACCAGCAGGCGGUGUUUGAAAAAGCCAUCACCAUUUCGUCGAUUGCGAUAAAACGCAGGCCGACGCUGCCGCAGACGCCAGCAAGUGCCCCACAGGUGUUGUCGCCGUCGCCCAAGCGCCAGUGUGCCGCCGCCGUCUCCGUUCUGCCGGUGACCGUUCCCGUGCCCGUUCCGGUCUCCGUGCCGCUGCCCGUCUCCGUGCCCGUGCCGCUGCCCGUCUCGGUCAAGGGUCACCCGAUCGCGCACUCGCACCAGAUCGCCCACUCGCACCAGAUCUCGCAUUCGCAUCCGAUCUCGCAUCCGCACCACCACCAGCUGAGCUUCGCCCAUCCCACGCAGUUCGCGGCCGCCGUUGCCGCCCACCACCAACAGCAGCAGCAGCAGCAGCAACAGCAACAGCAGCAGCAACAGCAGCAAGUGCAGGCGCAGCAGCAGCAGCAAGUGCAGCAGCAACAGGUUGCCUACGCAGUUGCCGCCUCACCGCAAGUGCAGUUGCAGCAACAGCAGCAGCAGCAGCAACAGCGAUUGGCGCAGUUCAACCAGGCGGCAGCAGCAGCCCUACUGAAUCAGCAUCUGCAGCAGCAACAGCAGGUGCAGCAGCAAUCCUUGGCCCACUACGGCGGCUACCAGCUGCACAGAUACGCACCACAGCAGCAGCAGCAACAGCAACACAUUCUACUGAGCAGCAGCAACAGCAGCAGCAACAGCAAGCACAGCAGCAACAGCAACAGCAGCAGCAGCCCAGCAGCAGCAGCAGCAGUUGUGUCAGUUGCAACAUCCGUUGCUGCGGUUUCGACUAGCGGCGGCAGCUUGCCGGACAGUCCCGCCCACGAAUCGCACUCGCACGAGUCGAACUCCGCGACCGCCUCCGCGCCGACCACGCCCUCGCCGGCAGGCAGCGCCACCAGCGCCGCCCCCACAGGAGCAACAGGAGCAUCUGCGGCAGCAACAACAGCAGCAACAUCAGCUGGUACACCAGCAGCAUCGGCCGUUAGCGACAGCAACAACAAUCUGAACAACAGCAACAGCAGCAGCAACAGCAACAUCAACAGCAACAACAACAGCAACGCCAUAAUGGAGAAUCAAAUGGCUUUGGCCCCGCUGGGACUUUCGCAGAGCAUGGACUCGGUGAACACGGCCAGCAACGAGGAAGAGGUUCGCACACUUUUUGUCAGUGGUUUGCCCAUGGACGCCAAGCCGCGCGAGCUUUAUUUGUUAUUCAGAGCCUAUGAGGGCUAUGAAGGAUCUCUUUUGAAAGUAACUAGCAAAAAUGGCAAAACUGCAUCGCCCGUUGGCUUUGUGACAUUCCAUACAAGAGCUGGAGCUGAGGCAGCUAAACAGGAUCUGCAGCAGGGUGUACGCUUCGAUCCCGAUAUGCCCCAAACAAUUCGCUUGGAAUUCGCCAAGAGUAACACGAAAGUGAGCAAACCCAAACCACAGCCCAAUACAGCGACAACAGCCUCACAUCCUGCAUUGAUGCACCCACUCACUGGACAUCUGGGUGGGCCCUUCUUUCCGGGCGGACCGGAGCUAUGGCAUCAUCCGCUAGCCUACUCGGCAGCCGCCGCCGCCGAAUUGCCCGGAGCAGCUGCCCUGCAGCAUGCAACACUAGUGCAUCCGGCCCUGCAUCCGCAGGUGCCCGUGCGCUCCUAUCUCUGACUAAAUACAGACAAAGUAAUGGAGCAGCCUAUGCAUCAAACUCAAAUGACCAUGCCGCCACAUCAUCAGACAACUGCUAUUCAUCCCGGAGCCGCGAUGGCUCACAUGGCUGCCGCUGCGGCGGCCGCUGCUGCCGGCGGGGGUGGGGGAGCGGCGACCGCUGCUGCUGCACCGCAGAGCGCCGCUGCGACGGCCGCCAACAAUGUGGCUGCGGCCGCUGCCGCUGCAGCCGCUGCUGCUUCGCACCACCACUAUCUGUCGAGUCCGGCGCUGGCCAGUCCGGCUGGAUCCACGAACAACGCCAGCCACCCGGCCAAUCCGCAAAUUGCGGCCAACGCGCCCUGCUCCACGCUGUUUGUAGCUAAUUUGGGCCAAUUCGUGUCCGAGCACGAGCUGAAGGAGGUGUUCUCUAGUAUGCCUGGCUUUUGUCGCCUACGAAUGCACACAAAAGCCAUGGCAGCAGCAACUGGCUCAAGUUGCUCCACCAGUAACGGCGGCAACAACAACGGCUCUGCAGCGGUGCAACAACAUCCGGUGGCAUUCAUCGAGUUCAAGGACCCACCGAGCGCUGCCCAGGCCAUGCAGCAGCUGCAGGGUAAAUAUCUGCUCAGCUCGGAUCGCGGUUCCAUUCGCAUCGAGUUUGCGCGCAGCAAAAUGAUCAACGAGAUGGCCAUUAUGAACACCAAGUCACAGCCGCCACCACCACCAGCACCCAUGUACAUCUUGAACGGCGGUGGCGUGGCUGUGGAGCACUUGCUGGUCACUGCCCCACCACCGCCGACGGCACAGCAACAGCAACAACUUCAGAUGCAGCAACUGCAGCAGCAGCAGCAGCAACAUCAGCAAGCGCAAUUGCAACAGCAACAUCAACAGCUCACUGCGGCAGCAGCACCACCCUGCACCACAGCAAGCACCUCCAACAGCACCACCUCUAGCGUUGUUGUUAACUCACUACAGCACCACCAACUUCUUCAUCCAAAUCAGCACCACCAAAAUCAUCUCUUUAGAGACCAGCAACAUGAGCAGCAAGCAACAAUCCAGCAGCAAUCAGCAACAACAAGAGCGGGUAUGGAAUCACGGCAUGAUUUGCUCGCUAAGAAGCUAGAGCGCGAGAUGCAGCAGCAGCAGACGCAACUGCACCACCAGACGCAGCAGCACCACCACGCAGCAGCGCAGCACUACGGCCAUCAGACAGCGCACCACCAGCACCACCAGCAACAGCAGCAGCAGCAGCAACAACAGCAACAACAGCAGCAGCAGGCACAACAGCAACACCUGAGCCACCCCCAUCACCACCAUCAGCCGCAUCAGCAACAGCAGUUUUUAAUGACGCCGACAGCAACCUGACCCGGCGGCAACUUGAGCCACCACUAUGCGACGCAGCACCACCAACUCCACCAGCCGCACCACAUCUACUCGUACGUUCUGCCGGCGGUCAGUCACAUAGCAGCCUGAUGACAUCACAUUUGAGUUUGAAAAUAGAGGCAAACAGAGCUCCGCAUGCAACGGAUCCAUGCGAGGAGGCAAACCUUUAGUUCUAGAUAUAAACAACAAAAAAAAUAUUUAAAAAAUCCAAAAAAAAAAAAAAACAAAACAAAAUGGAAAAAAUGCAAAAAGAAGUUAAUUUAUAUGUGACAGAAACAAAAGAAAAAAGCAGACCCCGUAACCCAGUUUAGUGAAAUUUUUCGACAGGCAACAAAAAGGAUUGUAGUGGAAACCAAAAACGGGAUAAACUUGUAGUAAAAUAUACAAUUUACGAUAGAUCGGAAGCUGAGCGAACUACUUAACUAAGUUAGUUGCAAUACAGCCGAUAUGCCCCUUUAAACGAAUACACACACAUAUAUGCAUAAAACUAUAUGUAGAAAUUAUAUAUAGCAUGCUGAUCAAUAAUUUGUUGGUUAUUUUACUCCUAUUUAAUGUUUUUAGCUUGAUCAAUUGAUUUUGUUUAAGAGUUUUUGUUUAAAGUUACUAUAUUUGUUUCUUUUUCUGUUACAACUCCCUCGUUCAUCCUGAAACUUACCGACUUUCAACAAAUGGAAUUGAGACAUGAAAUUCGUAUUCUUUUUGUAAUUCACUUUUUUGUUUGAUAUAUCAAGCAGUGUAAGGGAAUAAAAUAUUAACAAAGUAUAAGGAUGAGGAAGAAUAUAUAAUUAUAGCUUAACCGAAUGUGCCCUUUAAAUAGCUCUCUUUCUAGAAUUAUGAAAAAUAAUACGAAACAAAAAACCAAAACAAUUUAAAUAUAUGCAUUAAUGUAAUAAUUGUAUGACUAGUAAGGUAAUUUUCAAAAUGUUACUCAACAAGAAAAUUCUACAAAACAACCACAACGAGUAGUCGAUGUCAUCGUAUAAAUUUAAAUUUAUAUUGAGGAAUACUAAAAGCUGGUUUCGAAACUUAUUUGUUAAAAACGUAAGAAUAACGAAAUUUAAAUGUGAAUUUGAAAUUAAUCCGAUAAGACCUAUCGACGAUUUGGGAUGAACGUUGCAGGUGCGCUGUAGUGAAGCAAAGACUCGAAAAAAAUACGACUUUUAAAAAACAACAGGAAAAGCUGAUACGAAACUUUAACAGAAACUGGCACAGGACACUCUAAACUUUCCGCCCAGAAAUAUGUUUUCUUUCACCAUUUUUGUUCAGAAUUUUCUGCGUUUCCCCUACAAAGACUUGAACUUUACUAGAGGGCCCCCAACCUAAAGGACUCCAUCUAAAUAAUGAGAAACUAUUCCUAUCUAACUUUCGAAAUGCUAGAACAAUCAAAUCACAUUUCUUGCUAAACCAACGAUCGCUUUAGUGUGGGGAAGGACGCAGGAUGAGAUCGGUUGAGGAGAGAUCGGAAAUAGUGGGUGGGUGGGGAGAGUGAAGAGGAGGUAACAGCAAACAAGGACGAGUAAAUAAAAUCAAUUGCAUAUCAUCUUUCGUAGCAAGCACAAAUCGAGAAUGUGUAACUACAAAAGGAACAAACAAAUUGAAGUGUAACUAAACGCAAGAAAGCAGCAGAAACCAACUAUUAUUAAUGAUACAAGAAUGUAAAGCUUAAAGGCUAAAUACUAUAUAUAGUUAAAUAUGAAAACAGUUUACAUGCAAGCUUUUUACAAAAUAAUUUUCAAAUGUGUUUUAAAAUAGUUCGUUCAGCCUUGUUUAAACCAAUUUAAGUAUAUAUAUACGGAUAAAAUCUUCAAAUUUUACCAAAGUUGUCCUUACUAAUUUAACAAGUUAUGUUAACCACUUCACACACAAUUUGUUAAACAAAAAACGGAAGAGACCACGAGUAAAUCAACUAAUUUUAAAUGUUUUUUAAAGCUUAGUUUAGGGUAAAUGUGACUAGACAUACCAAAGGCAUAUUUGACAAAAAAAAACAAUUGUUAAGAAAAAAUAUGAAAAAAAAAACUAAAGAAAACAUCAAUUAAUUGGUACAUUUUUAGCCCUUUUCUACACAUUUUUCUUUAAAUAUAAACUUAUUUAAUUUUCUGUCUAAUUUUAGUCGAAUGUAAAAUGCAUAUUCCGUCCAAUUACAUUUCUUGCUUUCCUCUUGCCCAAAAAAUCAUCUCUUCGCCAGCAUCGCGUUGGUUUGAAAAUAAACAUCGUCAUUCGAAGUUAAGAACAGAGGUCUACUUAUAAGUCUGCAAUCCUAACACACACACACGCACACACUCACCACAAAGACAAGUAAAUUAGUUAAAGUUUUAGUGUAUAAGCAAGAUGAAGCAAAUGUUUAAUUAUACAUAAUAUACUAAUGCAUAUCAUAAAAUUGCGCCUUUCAAAACAAUUAAGAAAACAAACAAACAAACAAGAAGCCCGAUGACGGAAAACAAAAACAAAAAUAUUUACAACUACAAUUAAGCAUACAAAACAAAAGAAAAUUAAUAGAAGCUAAAGUAUGAAACAAAUAUUUUCGAAAUUAAUUUUUAGCGCCUAAGAGUGGCCGACGAGCCCAGAAGUAUGCAACAAAAGCAAUGGAAAUACGCAUAGGUGUGUGAGUGUACAUGUGUGUGUGUGUGUGCACCUGGGGAAAAUCUUGUGCAAUUUUCAUUCACGACAGAUAGCUAAGAGGGAAAACCAGCGCGGUGGCAAGGUUGUUCAAUCCCCACCCCAAAAAGAAAAACCGUUUCGAGGCUUGAUUUCAAGACAUUCUUUAAUCUAAAUUUCAUAGCUAUAUACAUCCAGAUAGAUAUUGGAAAUAUCUCAACAAAACCAGAAUAUGAAAACCUAGCUCGUAAACGAUAAACUAAUGAAAGCUAAAUUGAAUGAAUGACAGAAAACCUAAACUAAACAAUAUGAAUUAUGGGAACAUUAUAUGAAUAUAUAUACACACACAUAUAUUAAAACAUUUUUGAAACAAAAGAAAACUAAAUAACGAUUACAAAGAAGAAGAAAAAAAAUAACAAAUACAUAUCAGCAAACGGAUAAAGAACAAAAUGAGAAGAAACUUUUACAAGAAAAAUUAUUAAGGGAAUAUAAAACCGAUAUGUUUUGAUGUGGUUUUAAAUUUUUAAACAUUGUAAGCGUAAAAAGGCAGAAAAGCAGUUACCAAAAAAGGGGGAAGAAAGCAUAACUGAAUGAAAGCUUAGUAAUAGAUUAUGAAACUACUUACAUAAAUGCUAUCUAUAUGCUUACAUAGUAACGGCAUAUCUACAUAUGUGGCAGCAGUAAUAGAAAGACAGUAAACCGUAAUACUAAUGAUAAAGCAGUAACAGUAAAUAUUCUAUUUUAUUGUAUUGUAUUUAUUGUAUUUGCUAUGUUUUGCGUCUCGAAAAUAUUUAUCAUUGCGUACUUCUUUGUUUAAUUUAAGUUCCCUUCCAAAUUGCCUUAUGUUUGCCUGCAAAACUAAAAUAAAAACAAUUCAAUACUAAUUUCUAAGUAAUUUAUAUGUAUAUGUAUUGUAUACCUCUAUUAUAACCCAUAUAUAAAUAUACUUAUAUCAUUUGUGUAGCCUUAACUUAGAACUUUUCAAUUGACGGUAUUAAUUAUACAUAAUAAAACUUUAUAUUUUGUUCGUUAAACAAA